UGUUCAUUCGAGUAGCAACAUUUGGUUCGUUUGGACGUUUGAUUGCGUUCUCACGACUUCUUCUUCACAAAUUCUCAAAGUUAGAAGUUUUUUUUAAUGAUAUUUAAGUGAUUACGGAGAAAAAAUUCCAUUGAUCGCGUGUGUGUGGCUGCUUUAGUGAUCAAAAUCAUCAUUCUGUGUGCAUCAUUUGUGAAAAAAUAAUCAACUUCUUGCAGGAAUAUUGUAAAAUUAAAACAACAUGUCUAAUGGGAAAACUGUCUUGGUGACUGGUGGAGCCGGUUACAUUGGAUCCCACUGCGUUGUGAGUCUCCAAGAGGCUGGCUACCAAGUGAUCGCACUGGACAACUUUGCCAAUGCCGUCAAUAAUUUCAAGAAUGAAUCUGUUGCACUGCAGCGUGUGGCACAAAUCACAGGGAAGACCGUUGACUUCCACAGAUGCGAUCUCCUGGAUCUCGAAGCACUCGAUCAGAUCUUCCAGAAGUACAAAAUCGAUUCGGUCAUUCACUUUGCCGCCAUGAAGGCCGUUGGGGAGUCAAUGCAGCAACCACUUUUGUACUACAAGAACAAUCUAAUUGGCAUGAUUCACCUGCUGGAGGUGAUGAAGAAGCACAAAGUCUUCAAUUUGGUCUUCUCCAGCUCAUGCACGGUUUACGGUGAACCGAAGGAGCUCCCGAUAACGGAGGAGAAGGAAACUGGGCGGGUGACCAAUGUCUACGGGAGGACAAAGUUCUUUAUUGAGGAAAUGCUGCGAGAUAUCUCCGUGGCUGAGGAGGAAUGGAAUAUUAUUGCUUUGAGGUACUUCAACCCAGUAGGAGCGCAUAAAUCUGGGCUCAUUGGGGAGGAUCCCACAAAACAAUUCACCAACCUCAUGCCCUACAUCAGUCAGGUGGCCAGUGGGAAGAAGGAAUGUCUGACAAUAUUUGGGGAUGACUACGACACGCCCGAUGGAACGGGAAUCCGCGACUAUAUUCACGUAAUGGACCUCAGUACAGGACAUGUGAAGGCACUUGAGAAGCUCGAGAAGCAACAUCUUCGUCUCAGGAUGUACAAUUUGGGCACAGGGAAGGGAGUCUCCGUACUGGAAUUGCUCAAGACAUUCGAGAGAGUGAACAAUGUGAAAGUUCCCUACGUGAUUGAGGCACGACGGGAGGGAGAUAUCUCAUCAAUGUAUGCGGAUCCCACCUUGGCAGAGACAGAACUUGGGUGGAAGGCAGAGUAUACGCUGGAAGAGAUGUGCACCGACUUCUGGCGGUGGCAGACAAUGAAUCCAAAUGGCUACAAGACCGGAGUUGUCAAUGGGCAUUGAUAAAAAAAAAAAUAAAAUCUCUCAAAUAUUGAGUUUAUUGAAUAAACUUA
Molecule: messenger RNA, 1356 nt
Organism: Lutzomyia longipalpis
Lineage: Eukaryota; Metazoa; Arthropoda; Insecta; Diptera; Psychodidae
Product: UDP-glucose 4-epimerase-like
Exons: 5
Coding region: 239-1306 (355 amino acids)
Biological process (GO): beta-D-galactose catabolic process via UDP-galactose, Leloir pathway
Cellular component (GO): cytosol
Molecular function (GO): UDP-glucose 4-epimerase activity
Source: RefSeq, a predicted model, not a curated record